AUGUGGUACGGGCAACUAUUGGAAGAGAGCGAGGACCAUUUUCUGGCCACUGUCAAACCUAUCCUGAACAUGGGGGACAAUUGUUUAUACCCUGUGUGUAACGCCAGUAACUGGACACUGUGGGACGGGGACAGAACGGCUGUUUAUCAAGCAGCCAUACGGGAGUUUAAACGCAGUCUUUUUACUCAUCAGGACUUUCGCUCUAUCAUUCUUUUGCUGCUGUACGUGCCGGUGUUCUCGCUGGCAUUUAUCGGCAACAGUUUAGUUCUCAUUGCCGUCAUUCUGAACAGGACGAUGAGGAAUGUAACCAACCUUCUCCUGUUAAAUUUAGCUGUGGCAGAUCUCUCAGUGAGCCUAAUAUGUGUUCCUAUAGCAGUGGGGGAGAGCGUGUACAAGGCUUGGCUUUUCGGUGGCUUCAUGUGCAAGUUUGCUACCUUUCUACAAGGUACGACUGUGACGGCCAGCAUCUUCACGAUUUCUCUUCUUAGCGUAGACCGAUAUAUGGCUAUCAAGAAACCUGUCAUUUCGCGCCGAAUCGGAUCACCAAGGGUAGCAGCGAAACUGAUUUUCUUUGUCUGGACAGCUGCCGCCUUGCCAAUGAUUCCUUUGUUCCUAUUCAGGAAAGUCGACGAAAUCAGCUUUCCCUCAGAAAGCAGUGUUCAUUUUUGCCGUGAGGACUGGUUAUCUCCCCUUGACAGACUGAUCUACGACAUUUCUGUUUGCGUCGUAGUUUACCUAAUACCAGGCGUUACCAUAACGACGUCCUACUCCUUGAUUGGACGUAAGCUAUGGCACGAGGACGAGAACUUACAGCGUCAAGAGUCUGAGAUCAGCCGACGAAUCAGCCGUCAGGUGAUGAAUUCAAGGAAGAGAAUCGCUAAGAUGCUCAUCGUCUUGGCCGUGCUCUUCGCCGUCUGCUGGUUGCCGUACCACAUCACGUGUUUGCAAAUUGACGUCACUCACGUCCUCAGUGGCUUCCGGCGGAGUGACGUCACACAUGCAAUGACGGCGUUACCCUACACAAUCCUAAUGGGUCACGCAAACAGCGCUAUUAAUCCUAUUAUCUAUUUCUACGCCAGUCGAAGUUUUCGCAGAUGUGUGCUUAAAGUUGUCCGCUGCGCAAGGCGGACCGAUGGAGAGGAUGACCAGAAUCACGUCGUCGUCAAGUAUACACCUGCCACGGAAGGUCGACGGAAGCCGUUGGUUCGAAUCUUGUCAUCCACAACAACAGGAAAGAGGUCCAAGUCAAGAUCUACAGCGAGCUCCAGACUGUCCCGUUCCACUAGUCUGCGGUCCUCUCGGUCAUUCCGAUCCUCCGGCAGUUUUCGUCGGCAUGAGACGUCCGGAAAAGCACCCAUGAAAUGUUCACUAUCCAAGCUGAAAGAUGCGAAGGCACACGAGAAAAAAGCGACCAUUCCUUUGAUAAACGUGCCAGAUGUCAAGUCAUCAAAUACAUCAAACACUCACAACGAGAAUGAUAACUGCGAUAAGCACCGUCGAGAUAUUUUCAGCUGCACUUUGAGUAUACCCACGACUAUUAACGAAGAAAGCCGAAGUUCGCGGCCUACAACUCCUAUGCGCGAUCUACCAUCCGCCAUUCCGGAGGAGGACCUUCCGGAAGUCACGAGUUACCCCAUAAAGAGAGAUAUGAUGGGUGUUUCCAUGGGACUGUUGGAUUUCAAUCAGGGACGUUUACCAGCCAAGGAAUCAACUGUGUUUAUCUUCCCUGAAUCGCCUUGUAUGUCACCUAACGCCAUCCCACUGCCUAAGAUCCAGCUGACUUUGACGGGAGAUAUAACGGCCAUACAACCGGGGGAUAUUUCAGAGGCGGAAGAAAUAACUUAUAACCAAACACCCAGUACUGAUGACAUUUUCCUAAACGGAGGAAAUGGUAUCUUUCAUAGCCAAGCUAGAGACAAUCCAAGACAAAAUGUCCAAGAUCAUGGGCCUACAUGUCAAACUGGAGACUACGUGAUACCAGCUGGAAACUUUUCAAGCGACCAUGAAAUAAAAGCUGCUGUAAAUAUGUGCGGGGUGGGUGCGUGUGAAGGGGGGGUAAAUGGUGACAGGGAGCAUUCGGAAACGUAG
Liolophura sinensis is the source of this 2088-nucleotide messenger RNA. RefSeq names its product neuropeptide SIFamide receptor-like. Gene Ontology annotation, molecular function: G protein-coupled receptor activity. The record is from RefSeq and is a predicted model, not a curated record. The transcript has 4 exons. Gene Ontology annotation, cellular component: plasma membrane. Gene Ontology annotation, biological process: G protein-coupled receptor signaling pathway. The coding region runs from base 1 to 2088 and encodes 695 amino acids. NCBI's taxonomy places the organism in Eukaryota, Metazoa, Mollusca, Polyplacophora, Chitonida, Chitonidae.